GGAAGCACUGCUGGCCGAGAUGGGAGUGGCCAUGCGGGAGGACGGUGGCACGCUGGGGGUGUUCUCUCCCAAAAAGACGCCACAUCUGGUCAACCUGAACGAGGACCCCCUCAUGUCCGAGUGCCUGCUCUACUAUAUCAAGGAUGGGAUCACCAGGGUGGGCCGGGAGGACGCGGAGAAGCGGCAGGACAUCGUUCUGAGCGGGCACUUCAUCAAGGAGGAGCACUGUGUCUUCCGGAGCGAUUCCCGCGGGGGAAGCGAAGCUGUGGUGACCCUAGAGCCCUGUGAAGGGGCGGACACCUAUGUCAACGGCAAGAAAGUCACGGAGCCCAGCGUCCUGCGGUCAGGAAACCGCAUCAUCAUGGGCAAGAGCCACGUGUUCCGGUUCAACCACCCCGAGCAGGCGCGGCAGGAGCGCGAGCGCACGCCCUGCGCAGAGACGCCGGCCGAGCCCGUGGACUGGGCCUUCGCACAGCGCGAGCUGCUGGAGAAGCAGGGCAUCGACAUGAAGCUAGAGAUGGAGCAGAGGCUCCAGGAGCUGGAGGACCAGUAUCGCCGGGAGCGCGAGGAGGCCACCUACCUGCUGGAGCAGCAGCGGCUGGACUACGAGAGCAAGCUGGAGGCCCUGCAGAAGCAGAUGGACUCCAGGUACUACCCCGAGGUGAACGAGGAGGAGGAGGAGCCGGAGGAUGAAGUCCAGUGGACCGAGCGGGAAUGCGAGCUGGCACUGUGGGCCUUCCGAAAGUGGAAGUGGUACCAGUUCACAUCGCUGCGGGACCUGCUGUGGGGCAACGCCAUAUUCCUCAAGGAGGCCAACGCCAUCAGCGUGGAGCUCAAGAAGAAGGUCCAGUUCCAGUUUGUCCUCCUCACGGACACACUCUACUCCCCGCUGCCACCUGACCUGCUGCCCCCGGAGGCCGCCAAAGACCGAGAGACUCGCCCCUUCCCGCGCACCAUCGUGGCGGUGGAGGUCCAGGACCAGAAGAACGGGGCCACCCACUACUGGACGCUGGAGAAACUCAGGCAGCGGCUGGACCUGAUGCGGGAGAUGUAUGACCGGGCGGCCGAGGUGCCCUCCAGCGUCAUCGAGGACUGUGACAACGUGGUGACUGGGGGAGACCCCUUCUACGACCGCUUCCCCUGGUUCCGGCUGGUGGGCAGUUCAGUCGUCUCUGGCUGCAACAGCUACCCUCUUCUCAACACAUGCAUGAGCGAGCGCAUGGCUGCUCUCACCCCCUCCCCCACCUUCUCGAGCCCCGACUCCGACGCCACCGAGCCUGCCGAGGAGCAGAGCGUGGGGGAGGAGGAGGAGGAGGAGGAGGAGGAGGAGGAGGAGGACCUGCAGGACGACGUCUUUCCGGAGCACGUGCUGUGCGACGGCCGGGACCCGUUUUACGACCGGCCCCCCCUGUUCAGUUUAGUAGGAAGGGCCUUCGUGUACCUCAGCAACCUGCUGUACCCCGUACCGCUGGUGCACCGCGUGGCCGUCGUCAGCGAGAAGGGCGAGGUGAAGGGCUUCCUGCGCGUGGCUGUCCAGGCCAUCUCAGCUGACGAGGAGGCCCCUGACUAUGGCUCCGGCGUCCGCCAGUCGGGAACAGCCAAAAUCUCCUUUGACGACCAGCAUUUUGAGAAGUUCCAGGCCGAGUCCUGCCCUGGGGUGGGCAUGUCCCGCUCAGGGACCUCCCAGGAGGAGCUGCGGAUUGUGGAAGGCCAGGGCCAGGCUGCAGACUCUGGGCCCUCAGCCGACGAGGUCAACAAUAACACCUGCUCAGCGGUGACCCCGGAAAGCCUCCUGGACAGUCCCGAGAAAGCCACCCUGGACGGGCCCCUGGACACCGCCCUGGACCACCUCGGCCUGGGCAGCACCUUCACCUUCCGCGUGACCGUCCUGCAAGCGUCCAGCAUCUCUGCUGAAUACGCUGACAUCUUCUGCCAGUUCAACUUCAUCCAUCGCCAUGACGAGGCCUUCUCUACGGAGCCCCUGAAGAACACGGGGAGGGGACCCCCGCUCGGCUUCUACCACGUCCAAAACAUCGCGGUGGAGGUGACCAGAUCCUUCAUCGAGUACAUCAAGAGCCAGCCCCUCGUGUUCGAGGUCUUCGGGCACUACCAGCAGCACCCAUUCCCGCCUCUCUGCAAGGACGUGCUCAGCCCCCUGAGGCCCUCUCGCCGCCACUUCCCACGGGUCAUGCCGCUGUCCAAGCCAGUGCCAGCCACCAAGCUCAGCACGCUGACGAGACCCUGCCCGGGCCCCUGCCACUGCAAGUACGACCUGCUGGUCUACUUCGAGAUCUGCGAGCUGGAGGCCAACGGCGACUACAUCCCGGCAGUGGUGGACCACCGUGGCGGGAUGCCGUGCAUGGGGACCUUCCUGCUCCACCAGGGCAUCCAGAGACGGAUCACCGUGACCCUUCUGCACGAGACGGGCAGCCACAUCCGCUGGAAGGAAGUGCGGGAGCUGGUGGUGGGUCGCAUCCGAAACACCCCAGAAACGGACGAGUCCCUGAUCGACCCUAACAUCUUGUCGCUCAGCAUCCUCUCGUCCGGAUACAUCUGCCCGGCCCAGGAUGACCG
Molecule: messenger RNA, 2574 nt
Organism: Capra hircus (goat)
Lineage: Eukaryota; Metazoa; Chordata; Mammalia; Artiodactyla; Bovidae
Product: kinesin-like protein KIF1A
Biological process (GO): microtubule-based movement
Molecular function (GO): ATP binding; microtubule binding; microtubule motor activity
Source: RefSeq, a predicted model, not a curated record